This is a messenger RNA of Kwoniella shivajii, 1092 nucleotides long. RefSeq lists its product as uncharacterized. Bases 1 to 1092 code for a protein of 363 amino acids. The record is from RefSeq and is a predicted model, not a curated record. NCBI's taxonomy places the organism in Eukaryota, Fungi, Basidiomycota, Tremellomycetes, Tremellales, Cryptococcaceae. The transcript is spliced from 2 exons.
AUGUCCAAAACACCUUCCUCAGCUACGCGAAUCGUUCAAUCUCUUCUUUCAGCUCAUCCACAUUUAUCAACUCAACAGAUAUAUCAGACUGCCACCGAUCACCUGAGGCCCGUGUUGAGACCAGCUCAUGUAUUAGAUCAACAAGGAAGGAUAAGAAUGAAGAAAGUCAGUAAUAUGAGAGAAGGCAGAAGACCAUGGAUACCUAUGCCUACUCCACCCUUUCCAGAACAUCCUUUUAAAAGUGUAAAUUUCCUGAAACGAACCAUCCUCGCAUCACUUGAAUCACAAGGAUUAAUUCACAAAUCCAGAGUUCAAAAACCCAUUGAAACAGAUGAAGAAAGACAUGCAGCCAUAGCGACUGCGAUGAGACUAACUAGGAAAAAUGAAAGGACAGCUAUAAGAUUAAAAGAACCAGUCCCACCACCUCGUAUACCGAAGACAACUGUUACCGAAUUCGCCUGGAAAAUGGGUCCUCUCCCACCUCGUUUAGAUGAAAAUGGUAAAAUCAUCAUGGCAGGCACGGGAAAACGAGAACAGAUAGAAGAGGAAGAGAUUUACGAUGAAGAUGGAGAGAGAAGUGAAAAAGCAGAUAGGGAAUUAGCAUUUAGAAUGCAUACUGCUUGGCAAACCAAUAGAGGAUCACCAUUACCUCCUUCUUCUUCUUCUUCUUCCAGUCAAGAUGCGAGACAACAGCCUGAACAAAGACAGAGUGAAAAUAUGUCAUCUCAGGAAAUGGAAAUAAGAUGGGAUCAAGCUGCUAGAUUAGAGGAAUCUUUCCAAAGAGCACAAGAAAUCGAAGCUCAGCAAAUCGAAGAACGUCAAAAUGCUCGUAGAGAUGCAUACAGAGCCGCCAGAGAACAAAAGAAGAAAGAAAGACUAGAAGAUGAACUGGCAGGAAGAACAGAUGCUAUUAAAGCUGAAAAGAAGAGAAUACAAGCACUGGAAGCUAUUCAAGCGUAUGCAAAUCAAACGGGUGAAGAUGUUAGUGGGUGGUAUCAGGAAUUAGGAAUUAGUGAAGGUGAAAGUAUACCGAUCAGCGAGGAACCAAGGAGGAAACGAGGUGGAUCUGGAUUUGGUCUAAGGAAGGAUUAA